This is a messenger RNA of Prorocentrum cordatum, 668 nucleotides long. The record is from the annotation of a GenBank genome assembly. Lineage: Eukaryota; Dinophyceae; Prorocentrales; Prorocentraceae.
GGCGCCGAGGAGCGGCCUCGGCACCAUCCGCCGCCGCCUCGCGGCGCUGCGCCGGCGCCGAGGCGCCGCGGCGUUGGCGCUCGCGGCGCAGGCUCGGUGGCCUGCGAGCGCGGCGGCCGAGCGCUGGUGUGCCAGGGGGCCGGUGGUCCUGGGCCUUCCCAGUGGCGGGCACUGCGACGGCGCGGUGGUCUGGCUCCACGGGGAGGGCGAGGACCCGGAGGACUGGGCGCAGGAGCUGAUGGCCGCGCGUCGGGGGGCCCGCUGGAAGAUUGUGCUCUUGCGGGCGCCGCUCGCGCGGGUGGCGGCCAGCGGCGCUCGUCGGCAGGUGUGGGCCUCCUCCCCCAGCAGCCUCGGCGGCGGCGGGUGCUACGACGCGGCCGCCAGUUCCAGUGCCGCCGCGCGCGCCGUCGCCUUGCUGGUCUGCUGUGCCAGCAGCACAGCGACAGGCAUGGCUGGCAGCAUGCUGUCUCCCUGCGGCGCUGCGGCGCGCGCGCGCGUCCUUCGUGGCAGCGAGGCGGCGCGGCCUCUCAGGUCGGUGCGCCGGUGCCUUGGUGAGCUGGAGGCCUUCGAUCAGGCGGGCAAGUCUGCCGUGGAGCCCAACGCGGUGGCAGAGGUGGCAGUGGCGCCACCCGCUGCUGGCUCCACUCGUGGUUGAGCUCGUGGGACUC